AUGACUAUAGAAGAUAGAAGUGUGGCCUCUUUUAAUGAAAGUUUCAAUGUUUCGUCCAAUGUGGCGAUCAUUGUUCCGGAUAAAGGCGUUCAGGUCACUUAUCGGGACCUUUCCCAUAUGACGGGGCAUUUUCAAACCAUGUUCCACUCCCCCGACUCUCCACUAUACGACCUGAUUGGAAGGCAGUCUUCGGUAGCUAUUUCAAUGCCCAAUGGUCUCGAGUUCAUAACGGCAUUUUUGGCUUCGACAAUGGAUGGGAAGAUCGGAGCUCCUUUGAAUCCCAACUAUCGAGCCGAGGAAUUUAAUUUUUACCUGAAUGAUCUAAAGGCUAAAGCUAUUUGUGUCCCCGAGGGAACAGUUCAAAAAGGAGCCGAGGCCGAAAUCUUGAAAGCGGCAGCCAAGUUUGGUUGCUACAUCGUGGAACUCGCCUUUAACAUCGACAGAUUCAGAGUAGAGUACACGGUUUUCUCCCCUAAGGAUGGUUACAAGAGGAAAAUAUACUCAUCUCUCGACAAGGCCGUAUUUGUAAAUCACAGCAAUAAGUUUCCCGGCUACGCAAGGUCUUCGGAUGUGGCCCUUAUACUACAUACUAGUGGUACAACGUCGGCUCCGAAGACUGUUCCUCUCUUGCAUUUGAACAUUGCAAGAAGUAUGCGUAACAUUGCAGACACCUACAAGCUGACCGCCCACGACCGCUCAUAUGUUGUUAUGCCACUAUUUCACGUACACGGAUUAAUCGGUGUUUUGCUGUCAACACUGUGGACCCAAGGUUCUGUAGUAGUACCACCCAAAUUUAGUGCUCAGAAAUUUUGGUCUGAUUUCAUUACCUGGGGCUGCAACUGGUUCAGUUGCGUUCCGACUAUAAGCAUGAUCAUGCUUAACAACCCUAAACCACAGCCAAUGCCCAAGAUCCGCUUCAUUAGAUCUUGCUCCUCUGCCUUAGCUCCGGCAACAUUUCGGAAGCUUGAGCAUGAAUUUCAAGCUCCUGUCUUAGAGGCCUAUGCCAUGACCGAGGCAUCUCACCAGAUGACCUCCAAUAACCUGCCUCCCGGAAAAAGAAAGCCUGGAACUGUAGGUCAACCCCAGGGCGUGGAAGUCUUUAUUUUAGACGAAAAGGACAACGUGUUGCCGCAAGGGUCCCAGGGUGAAGUUUCCAUACGAGGCGAGAAUGUUACGCUAGGGUAUGCACACAACGAGAAAGCCAAUCGUGAGAAUUUCACAAAGCGUGAAAAUUACUUCCGUACAGGCGAUCAAGGGUACUUUGACCCCGAGGGGUUUCUGGUGCUGACAGGCCGAUUGAAAGAAUUAAUUAACCGUGGAGGCGAAAAGAUUUCCCCCAUCGAGCUAGAUGGUGUAAUGUUGUCGCACCCCAAGGUCGAUGAGGCGGUCUCAUUUGGAGUUGAGGACAACAAAUAUGGACAAGUAGUAAACGCCGCUGUAGUGUUGAAGACGGGGCAAAAGCUGGACUACAAGGAACUGUCAGACUACAUGCGCAAGAGCUUGGCUUCCUUCAAAGUUCCUACACGUAUAUUCUUCGUGGAUAAAUUACCCAAAACCGCAACCGGAAAAAUCCAGCGGCGGAUCAUAGCAGAGGUUUUCACAGGAAAGAGUAAAUUAUAG
Lachancea dasiensis is the source of this 1620-nucleotide messenger RNA. NCBI's taxonomy places the organism in Eukaryota, Fungi, Ascomycota, Saccharomycetes, Saccharomycetales, Saccharomycetaceae. The record is from the annotation of a GenBank genome assembly.